This is a messenger RNA of Lingula anatina, 735 nucleotides long. Its product is annotated as toll-like receptor 6. The record is from RefSeq and is a predicted model, not a curated record. NCBI's taxonomy places the organism in Eukaryota, Metazoa, Brachiopoda, Lingulata, Lingulida, Lingulidae.
UUUUCAACAAAUAUCAAUUUGAAAUUGGUAUUUCUCAAUGACAACCAAUUCCAGCAUAUCCCAGAAGCAAUCUUAAAAAAUCGUUAUUUCAAACCUGACUGGUGGCAGUGCGAUAAUAACACGACGAAGGUGGUGGUAAGUGUCCUUGGACUGGCAUUAUUCAUAGUUCUCAUAGCUGGUAUUGUUUACUAUGCAAGAUGGGACAUAAGAUUUGCUUUCGUCGUCAGGUUCGGGUGGCAAUGCUGUGCUAAGAAAGCAAAAGAUGCUGACGUCAACCUUGUAAAAAUAUUCGAUGCCUUUGUGUCUUAUAGUUUAUUGGAUACGGCCUGGGUUGCUGCCGAGCUGAUCCCAAAUCUGGAAAAUGACGAACAAUUCAACUUUCGUCUAUGUAUCCACGAGCGCAAUUUCCUUCCCGGCAACUCUAUUGUAGAAAGUGUUGAAGGAGCCAUGGACGGCAGUUACAGUGUCAUUUUCUGGAUUACUGAAAACUUUCUGGGAAGCGAAGUUUGUGAUUUUGAACUGAAUUUGGCCAAAGCCAAGCUUUUUGAAGGGAGCAUUCGCUCAGUAAUUUUCUUAUUCGAAAAAGGUUUUGAUAAAACCCAACUACCGCAGCCCAUGGGGAUAAUGAUGCGACAUUGCCGUUGUCUUUACUGGCCAGAAAUGCGGCUCCGCAAAAGAGAUAUUUUUUGGAAAAGACUGAAGCUUGUCUUAUUGGAAAACAGAGACGAGCACUAG